AUGGACAUGUCUACGCGGCGAGACGCGGCAAACGACAGCUCACGAGGGCCAGCGCAGCCUUCAAACGCAAACACAUCGAACUCGCACGAUUCGAACUCCUCAGGGGCCAACCGGCCAAUGACUCCUACAAAACCAAAGGGCGUCACAUGGGCAGAGGACCAGUUGACGUUUUAUCGCGAAGGAACUCCACCUCCCUUGGACCAUGACGGUUACCAACAGGACAGCUUGAGCACAGGCCCGCAUGCUGCUGGCGCGUACUCGUACGAUUACAGCUACGAUCACGUGGCUCCUCCUGCUCCUAUCCCACAGGCAACAAUAUGCGGCCUCGGCAAGCGAUUGUUUUGCAUGAUUGUCGCCGCAGCCAUUCUAGUUGUCGCAAUCGCUGUUGGCGUGGGCGUGGGCGUGGGAGUGGGUACGAGACAUGAUUCAACAUCAGACGAACAUGACUCCUCCACUAUUACUACUCCAUCGGUCCAUACCGUCACUCCAACCUCGAUAGCGGCCAACCCCACGCAGACGGCUCUGCUGGCCUGUCCCGCAGCGAACAAUACCAAGUACGAAGUCCUGUCGGUUAGAAAGACCUUUUUACGGGUGUGCGGAGUCGACUAUACCGGCAGCGAAGGGGCGGCCGACUUGGGUGUUGUGUGGACGUCCAGCAUGCAGGACUGCAUGAAUAGCUGCGCUGGAUACCCGGACUGCACCGGGUGCAGUUGGGGCAUGAUCCCUGGGGACGCUGGCAGCGAUCACAGAUGCUGGCUGAAGAGCGAGUUGAAGACGCCUACUGCCGUUCGGAGCGGCUGGGAAUUUGCCAUUUUGCAGUGA
Molecule: messenger RNA, 822 nt
Organism: Metarhizium brunneum ARSEF 3297
Lineage: Eukaryota; Fungi; Ascomycota; Sordariomycetes; Hypocreales; Clavicipitaceae
Source: RefSeq, a predicted model, not a curated record